AGCUGUGUGUCGCCCAGCUGAGGAGGAGUUUGUGGUAAGUUUCAGGAGUUUUUCAGGGCAGAACCAGACAGCGCCGGUAUGAAGUUUCUAUGAGGCGGCUGUGAGCUGGAUCAGAGGAGGGAGAGAAAGGCAGGAGAACAAGCUGUUUACUCUGGCCCAGAGGUCGCCAUGUUUUCCCUGUCGGAGCUGGCACCUCUGAACCAGCAUCAGAGCCGCUUUAAGCUGCUGAAGCCCUGGUGGGAGGUGUUCAUGGACUACCUGGUGGUCCUCAUGCUGAUGACAUCUGUCCUGGCUUGUACUGAGCAGCUGUCCAGGGACAGAGUGGUGUGCAUUCCCUUGAAUCCACUUGUCGCUGCAAAUAGUAGUGAGCGGAAUCCGUCAUCUGGUGAGGACGCGGCACUGUCGCCGUCUUCAAAGCCCCCAACCCACGUGCCACCCAACAUCCAGAACCUACAUCCUACAGCCCGGGGCCGACGCACACAUCUGGUCUACCAGCAGUAUGUUUACAUCAGCCAGGUGUGCUACCAUGAGGCUUUGCCCUUGUGCUCCCGCUUCUUCCCCUAUAUGGCCUUGCUGCAGACUCUAGUGCUCGUAGCCAGUGGCUCCUUCUGGCUCCACUUCCCCCACACCUCCGCCCGCAUAGAGCACUUCCUGGCCAUCUUGGCUAAGUGUUGCGAGUCACCCUGGACAUCUCAGGCUCUGUCACACGCUGCCCGGCAGGAGAGCAUCCAAGACAAGGAGGUGAUGGAGGAGAGACGACCGCCCCAACCUCAACCCUCUGUGAGGUCAUAUUCACCCCCAGAGACCCGUACGAGACAAUCAAGCGUAGACUCGGGCGCAGACAUCCCACUUUUGAAGUGGUCAGAUAGUGGGUCCACCACUGCCCCUCCAUCCCCGUGUCCCUCCACACUCUCCUGCAACUCCACUGUGUCGUCGAUAUCCCACGGCUCCCAGGAUCACUUUCUGCAUUCCAAGCCUGUAAUGGUUGAUAGUCCCAGGCAGGUCAUCCGUCUGGAUAAAAGUGACGGAGAACAGGCCAGGGCGCUGUUCGAAAGGGUCAGGAAAUUUCGGUCCCACUGUGAAAGCUCAGAUGUCAUCUACAAGGUCUACUUGGCUCAAACAAUAUUCAAACUGCUGAUGGUGACUCUGAUCAUGAGUUACACCAUCCCCAUUCUCAGCUCCUUCUCCUUCACCCACACCUGUCACCCUAAGGAGUGGGCCUUGGUGGGCUACACUACCUUCGAGUGUAUCCAUGUGCUCUCCUCCCUUAUACGCAAGCUCCUGGUGGCUUACCUGACGCUACUGGGCCUGUACGGCCUGCUGAAUGUUUACACCCUCAGCUGGAUUUUACACAGCUCUCUGCGCCAGUAUUCCUUCCACUCUCUGAAGGAGUUGUGCUCCCUGGCAGACGUUCCUGACCUGAGAAACGACUUGGCCUUUCUCUUACACAUGUUGGACCAGUACGACCCUCUGCUGGCCCAGCGUCUGUCUGUUUUCUUGUCCCCUGUCAGUGAGAGCAGGCUGCUGGAGGAAAACCUGGAGCGGCGCUGGGGGGAGGAGAAGCUGCGGGCCAUAAUGAGUGUGGAUGCAGAGGGCUGCUCCAGACUCCAGCUGGUGGCCCUGCCCCGCCUCCCUCCGGCCCUCUUCACCCUCAGCCAGCUUCAGGUCCUCAAACUGGAACUCAUCACAGAGGCCAGGUUUACUGCGCAGGUUGCCAACAUGACCUCACUCAGGGAGCUCCACCUCUAUCACUGCACAGCAGCUGUGGAUCCCGGUGCUCUCGGGGUCCUCCAGGAGCGUCUGGAGGUCCUCCACCUCACCUUUACUCAGGCAUCAGAGAUCCCCAGCUGGGUCUUCUCCCUCCGCAGCCUGCAUGAGCUGCACCUCUCUGGCCGCCUGAGUAGUGACGGUGGAGUGGGCCGCAGCUGGGCAUUGGGGAGCCUCCGCCACUUGCGUCACCUCCGGGUGCUGGUGAUUCGAGGCAUGUUGCAGCGGAUCCCUGGGGAGCUGUGUGAGGUGGCUGGCAGCCUGGUGAGGCUGGAGAUCUACAACGAGGGGACCAGGCUACUCGUCCUGACAGGCUUGAAGCGGAUGGUGGACCUGACAGAGCUGCUGCUGCAGGACUGCCAGCUAGAGCGUCUGCCCUCUGCCCUGCUGGCCCUCACCAACCUGCGCACGCUCGACCUGCAGCACAACAAUUUGAGAACCCUGGAAGAGCUGCUCAGCCUGGCUCAUCUGCGACGCCUCUCUUGCCUCAGACUUGCCUUCAACCGUGUUCUGGCACUGCCGGCAAGUGUUGGUGUGCUGCGAGGCCUAGAGCUCCUAGAUCUAUCCAACAACCAGCUGCAGAGCCUUCCCCCAGCACUCUUCACUCUACGCCGCCUUCGUAGGCUCCUGCUGGCUGGUAACCUGCUGGAGGUGCUGCCUGCAGAGGUGAAGUCACUGCAGCUGCUAACAGAGCUGGACCUCAGUGGAAACAGGAUAGAGCUCCUUCCCCCUGCGCUAUGUAACAGCUGUCUGGAGCUGCGCAUCCUUAAUGUGGCCCACAACUCUCUCAGUUCACUACCGAGAGGCAUUGCAGCUUUAAGUCAGUUGUGCAGGUUGGACUUGCGCAGCAACAGCCUGGAGGAACUGCCUGCUGAAUUGGGGUGCUGCUCAGGGCUGUAUGGAGGUGGCCUCCUGGUGGAGGACUGGCUGUUUCUUUCUUUGCCUCCCCACAUCAGGGACUUCCUGAGCCGAUCUUGCCCCACCUCUGGUACGUACUCAGAGGGUCAUUCCAGGCCCGAGUCCGACAGUUUCCCUUACUUCUCUCCCACACAGUGGAGCUUCUCUUCUGCUCUGGAAUCCCAGAUAUAAGACUGACCAUCUUACUGCUAGCAUUAUCUAAACACUAAUAGUAUUCCCUCCUUUUUGUAAACUGUUUGUUAUACUCUGUAAAUGUGAUUCUUAUUUCGCAAUGCUUUAUCUACUACUUAUAAAAUGUAGAUCCUGUUACCCCUUUUAAAGUGAAGCUUAAACAACUAUUAAAAUUGCAUUUACGUUUUAGCCAACAUAGUACACAUUUACCGCACAGAUUUUGUACGACAUUGAAAUAAAUGAGUGUUCACUAAGUUCACGAGGGAACAUUUUUUUUCUCAGAUGUAGUAUUUGUUGCAGGACUGUUUAUAUGUAUAUUUUUUAAUUAUAUAUACUGAAACUGCAAAAACCCAUGUUGAUACCUCAAAAGAAUAUUUCUAGUCAGUAUUAAUGUCUGUGUCAUUCCCACUAAGGAACAUGCAGUUUCUAGUUUCUAACUGUGACCACUUGAGAGCAAUAAACCUCAUUAUUUCUUA
This is a messenger RNA of Acanthopagrus latus (yellowfin seabream), 3332 nucleotides long. RefSeq names its product volume-regulated anion channel subunit LRRC8D. The record is from RefSeq and is a predicted model, not a curated record. The coding region runs from base 169 to 2856 and encodes 895 amino acids. Gene Ontology annotation, molecular function: protein binding. Lineage: Eukaryota; Metazoa; Chordata; Actinopteri; Spariformes; Sparidae. The transcript is spliced from 6 exons.